AUGAAAAUGGCGUCAGAAAAUGAUCAAAACUCAAGUGGAACCACAAUCGUAGCGUCUCGAUUGACAGCUGACGUCACAUUAAAAGAAGAAAAAGAAGAUUCAGGCCUGUAUUUAUGUAAAUCGUCUGUAUUGUGAUGAGCGUGAUUGACAAGUUUGUCUGUGUUUCUUGCCAACUCCCCAAGAGUCAUGUACAACUAAUUCAAACUGGUUAUAUCAAAACGUCAAAAAGAUAGAUCUGAUUGUGUUUCUGUGAACUGGUACCAUUGAAAUUGAAUUCAGACGCCUGGAGAGCUUUGAGGGUACAUUUCAAGGAUUGUAUGCGGAACCUUGACAGGUCAGGAAAAAUACAAAAUUAUGUAUGUACAUAAAAGUGCCCUUAAUUACUGGCUACUGCGACUAUGAAAACUGAUCAUGGGGGUUGGAUAGCCUGCGUCAUGCAAUUUUUUCCGGACUCAACACGCAGGCUAGGACUGUUUCAAAAAAGCAACGACGGUCGGAUCAGACGAUUUUUAUUGCGGUUGACAUAACAGAAAACAGGUUUUGGAAGCUUGAUUGACGAGUUUUAGCUGUUUAAUGUGAUUACCAUCGACUACCAUGACGACCUUUGAGCGGAACAAUCGAGAACAAGGAAGUACRCCAAAAAAGUUGAAGUUUUAAAGUUAUGUCGAUGAAUUUUACAACCACAAGAAAAAGGUAUGUUACGUCAGGAUCUAUUCGUGCUACGACUGAUCGGUAGAAUACCUGUUAAUAGAAAACGCAUUAUUCUUCUUAUAUGCGUUUUAUGUGGGAUUAAUGUUUGGAUCAUCACUUAUCGACUGGAUCAUACUGAAUCCAGUACCCAAAGCAGUCGUCCUUUGGAUGUACCGACGACCAACGCAUCAUUACACGUUAAGACCACACUGCCUACUCCAGCUUGUCAUCAUGUACAGCCUACAAUUGCUAGACCUCGAGAGCAUGCUAUACCGCCUUGCUAUCGUGGUCAAGAGAAGCGAUCGCAAAUGUACAAUCCAUCGACGACGUUCASCGAUGGAACGAAUUUCCCUAUCAUCACACCACACAUUAAACCCAACAUUUCAGACAAAAACUUCUAUUUAGUGGUCGUUGUCAACUCUCAUCCAGGAAACGCAGCUCAUCGAUUGCUGAGAAAGGCAAUACGCGAAUCUUGGGGGAAAGACACAGAAAACAAUUGUACUAUCAAAUGGAGGUUGUUUUUCUCUCUAGGACUGAGCACAGAUAACAACUCAAACGAGUACAACCACCUUGAGGCCAUAAAGCAUAAUGAUGUUAUCAUUGGUCAAUUUAAAGAUAUUUAUACUAAUAUUGCAAUCAAAACUGUCAUGGCGCAUUGGUGGGCGUUUAAUACAUUUUCUUGUCGUUACGUCCUGAAAACUGACGAUGACGUGUAUGUUCGCGUUAAUAAGCUUGUACACUGGUUGUAUAAUAGAGGAUCGCCUGGAUGGUUUUUCGGUGGACUUAUCCACCCUGAACGGGGAAUUGUUCGUGAUCCGAACAGUAAAUGGGGUAAAUGGCAUAUUUCAAGGGAACAAUUCAACGAGUCUCUUUGGCCUCCGUUCUGUUAUGGAGCAUUUCAUGUGCUUUCUACCGAUGUCCUGCCGGUAUUUUUCUACUACACUCAGCUUCGUAAACCGUUUCAUACAGACGAUGCAUACAUAGGUGUAGCAGCACGAGACUUAGGAAUUCAAAUCUCGCAGUUACCUGGUUUCACAAUGGAAAUACCAAGAACUGACUGUCAGUUUCGGGAUAAAAUAGCUAUUGGACAUGACAUAAGCCCGACUAAGAUGAUAGAGAUACACAAGACUUAUGAAUUUCUAGCUCUCAAAAAGAACAUUACAUGCUAGAUAUUGGUGGACAUGCUUAACCGUAUCCCUCAAUGAGAUUAUAGUGAGGACCCUUAUUKCUUGAACCCUUCACAGCCCUCAGCAGCGUCCGACACUCUUCACUCAGGAUUGUGUCAAUGGGGKCAYCUAAAAGUCAGUUAACUACACAGUUUUGGUUCAAAAGUCAAUUAGAUAGAUAGAUAGAUAAACCUUUAUUAACUUAUACCGCUCAGGGUAGCUCCAUCAGAUGCAAAAAGCAAUCUGUUAUCAAUGGGAGCCCUGAGCAUAACAAUAUAAACUACAAUAUAAUAUAUAUAUGCAUUGUACAUUAUAAGUAUCACUAGAAAUAUGAUGAUAGAUAGAAAAUAUUAAUGGUAAAAAGAUAUUUGCAUAAAUACUAAAUUCUAUUUGGAUAAUUCAUUAAAAAGAGUGMAACCAUA
Exaiptasia diaphana is the source of this 2278-nucleotide messenger RNA. RefSeq names its product beta-1,3-galactosyltransferase 1. Gene Ontology annotation, molecular function: hexosyltransferase activity. The coding region runs from base 696 to 1859 and encodes 387 amino acids. NCBI's taxonomy places the organism in Eukaryota, Metazoa, Cnidaria, Anthozoa, Actiniaria, Aiptasiidae. The transcript has 3 exons. Gene Ontology annotation, cellular component: membrane. The record is from RefSeq and is a predicted model, not a curated record.